AUGACCGAAAGUUUUCACAGUUUUUCGUCAUCUUUUCGAUCAAACGUGCUAACAGACUAUACUCCAGGUUUCGCCUCUCUUUCCGGAAAAGCGUUCCAGCGGCACGCAUUCCCCCGCUUCCAACCCAAAGCUGCAGAGCUUGCACAAGGUGCCGCAAGGCGGCCAAUAAAACCCGGGCGCAUAUGCUCUCCUGCAGAAGCACAAAACCCUACACACGCCUCUGCAAAUCAUAUGCAUUGCCCUGCAUCCGAGGCCACAGUUUGGCACCGGCACACACCCACAGGUAGGCGCAUCAUGUAUGCCUUCCUGUUCAUGCGGCAGAUUUUUUCUAUGUUGUGUCUGUUUCCUACUGGUAUUCUUUUCUUCCAAUCCGAAUAUCUACGUUUCGUUGACUUUUUUCUCGAAACCACCGGUGUCAAUUCCUCCCACCUUCCUAAGCUCGAACCCGUCGCUCCUCCCCCGAUUCAAUUACUCUGUUGCAGUUUCCUCUCUUAUCGAAGUUACUCCAGUUUCCUAUUGAUCCAUUGUCACACCCGCUGA
Messenger RNA from Australozyma saopauloensis, 540 nucleotides. RefSeq lists its product as uncharacterized. NCBI's taxonomy places the organism in Eukaryota, Fungi, Ascomycota, Pichiomycetes, Serinales, Metschnikowiaceae. Bases 1 to 540 code for a protein of 179 amino acids. The record is from RefSeq and is a predicted model, not a curated record. The transcript has a single exon.